This is a messenger RNA of Coregonus clupeaformis (lake whitefish), 1064 nucleotides long. RefSeq lists its product as uncharacterized. Gene Ontology annotation, biological process: regulation of neuroinflammatory response. The record is from RefSeq and is a predicted model, not a curated record. Bases 142 to 774 code for a protein of 210 amino acids. Gene Ontology annotation, molecular function: signaling receptor activity. The transcript is spliced from 5 exons. NCBI's taxonomy places the organism in Eukaryota, Metazoa, Chordata, Actinopteri, Salmoniformes, Salmonidae.
UUCUCGGCUGUCUCGAGAUUAUGUGACUGGGUCUAAACUGUCAAAGGACCAUCACUUUGAUGUGCUUAAGUUUGACUUUUGAGCUGUUGUAGGUCUGAGCAGAAAAUAUUGGACUAACGUUUGGUUCUGCAGUUGGUCAUUAUGUGUGGAAGACGUGCAUUCAGGCUUUCUCUGCUUCUGCUGGUGUGGGGUGUGUGCACAGCCUUUGAAGAGAUUCAAGUGAAAACAUUGGAAACAGGAGCAGAUUUACACACUCUCGCCUGCCCAAACCAAACCAUUCAUGAAAUGAUUUAUGCAAUAUGUAAGAUAGAUAGAGUGAUAAGUGGUGGGAAUGAGUGUCAAGUGUCCUUUCGGUUUGACCAAAAUGGUACCAACAGCACUUGUGACUCCAGAGUCACACUACAGACAGAGAAUGACAGAGUGUUUCUAUACAUCACCAACAUUCAACCAUCUGAUGAAGGGAACUACACCUGUGAGUGUGUAAAUCAUAGAGGAAUAAAUGUUUUGCAUCUCAACGUUUCUGUCAAUGGACCCCAUGUCACAAACAACCUUUCUUUCCAUUUCAUGAUAAUAACAGCCUUUGCAGGAUUUGUAGCCGUCAUUUUCCUUGCUGGAAUAAUCAUGAGGAAAUGUCAUCUCAGCAGGAGAACACAGCAGAAAGCAGGGAACACCUUUAAAGAGGAGGAGCAGCAGGACAUUGAGCCCUACAGCACGUUCACAGGGAGAGACAAUGGGCUUUACUCAACACUCCAGCUGCCACAUUCUAACCCCUGACCCUCUGGCUCCGUUGCCCAAUGACGACAUGGCAUUAUACACCUUUUUCUAUCACUAGGGGUUAAAUAGUAUUUCACCAGCCCUGGACAUACAACUGCACAGUAUAUUCAUUUAUUGUAUGUCUUGAUUACUGUAACGCCCCUAUUUUUACAGUUGAUACACUUCACUUUUAUACAUAGCUCCAUUGAUUGGUUACUGACACCUGGCUGAAUAGAUCCUACACUGAACAAAAAUAUAAACGCCACAUGUAAAGUGUUGGUCCCAUGUUUCAUGAGCUGAAAUAAAAAAAA